AUGCCUGCUAAGUUUUAUCCUGGUCCAAUUGCUUUAUCGAGAUUUAGAAUUAAUAAUUUGGUUAAAAAUAUUAUUCAAAACUAUAAUAGUUCAGAUGAUUCAUUGAUUACAGAUAUUCAUACUUCGUUUAUUCAUUUUGUUGAUUUCAAUGAAAACUUGAUUUCUGAUGAAGACGAUUUGAAUUUGUUGAAAAUUUUAUUGACUUAUGAUAAUGAACUGACUGAAAAUGAUAAAUUAUUAUCUGAUGCUAUUGAAAACAAUUUGAAAAAUGCUUCUUUACCUGAAAAUUAUCAUAUUAUUAGGAUUGUUCCAAGGUAUGGUACUAUUUCUCCAUGGUCAUCAAAGGCUACUAAUAUUAUUCAAGUCUGUGGUUUAGGUGAAAAAAUAAAAAGAGUAGAGAGAGGUAUUGCAAUUUUAUUUAAAUGUAACGAUGAAAAAUUGAUUGAGUUCUGGAAAAAUGAAUCAUUUAAUUCUUUCACAUCUGUAUUCGAUAAAAUGACCCAUUCUAUAUUCAUUGAUGAUGAAUUCCCUGCUCUUGAAAAAAUAUUCAAUAACGACACUCCAAAACCAUUGGUCCAUGUUCCAUUGGUCUCUAAUGAUAAAGAUCCAAGAGAAGUGUUGAAAAAAGCUAAUAUUAAACUGGGAUUAGCACUGGAUGACGAUGAAAUUAAUUAUUUGGUCAAUGCAUUUGUAAAUAUUUUGCAUAGAAAUCCAACUGAUGUGGAAUUAUUCAUGUUUGCUCAAGUUAAUUCGGAGCAUUGUCGUCACAAGAUCUUCAAUGCUGAUUGGACUAUAGACAAUGAAAAAAAGGAUUUAUCUUUAUUUAAAAUGAUACAAAAUACUCAUAAUCUUACAAAAGAGUUUAUUAUAAGCGCAUAUUCAGAUAAUGCUGCUGUUAUUGACACGCAAAAUGAGGCUUAUUAUUUUGCUCCAGAAUUUAACACUAAAAAUUGGACCUCUGUGAAAGAAAAUAUCCCACUUUUAAUAAAAGUCGAAACACAUAAUCAUCCAACUGCUGUUUCUCCAUUCCCAGGUGCCGCAACUGGUUCAGGGGGUGAAAUAAGAGAUGAAGGUGCCACCGGCAGAGGUUCUAAGACAAAGUGUGGAUUAAGUGGGUUUUCUGUCAGUGAUCUUUUGAUUCCAAACCAUAGACAACCAUGGGAGUUAGAUGUUUCAAAACCUUCUCACAUUGCGUCAGCUUUUGAUAUUAUGAAGGAAGCCCCACUGGGUUCUGCUGCUUUCAAUAACGAAUUUGGUAGACCGUGUAUAAAUGGUUACUUCCGUACUCUAUUAACUAAGGUGUUGGAUUCCGAUAAUAAAGAAGAGUUGCGUGGAUUUCACAAACCUAUUAUGAUUGCUGGUGGAUUUGGCACUGUCAGACCACAAUUUGCAUUAAAGGACAAGCCAAUCACGCCAGGUUCCUGUCUUGUUGUUUUGGGUGGGGAAUCUAUGCUAAUUGGUUUAGGUGGUGGUGCUGCCUCAUCCGUUGCCUCUGGUGUUGGAUCUGCCGAUUUGGAUUUUGCAUCUGUUCAAAGAGGUAAUCCAGAAAUGGAACGUCGUUGUCAACAAGUUAUUGACGCAUGUGUUUCAUUAGAUACAAAAAAUCCAAUCCAGUCUAUUCAUGAUGUUGGUGCUGGUGGUCUAUCAAAUGCCUUACCAGAAUUGGUACAUGACAACAACUUAGGAGCUGUUUUUAACAUAAGAAAUAUUUUGUCAUUGGAGCCAGGCAUGUCUCCUAUGGAAAUUUGGUGCAAUGAAUCCCAAGAACGUUAUGUUCUUGGUGUUGCAAAGGAGGACUUAACAGUUUUUGAAGAAAUUUGUAAAAGAGAAAGAGCACCAUACUCUGUUGUUGGACAUGCAACAGAAGAACAAAGAUUGGUUGUUGAAGAUCCUUUAUUUGAAUCUAAAACAAUUGAUUUAGAUUUAUCAAUCUUAUUCGGUAAACCUCCAAAGAUGUCAAAAUCAGCUAUCACUGAGCCAUUAAACUUACCUGAGAUUGAUUACUCUGUUAUUCCAUCACUAGAUGAUGCUGUAAGCAGGGUUUUGAGUUUACCAGCAGUUGGAUCUAAAUCAUUUUUGAUUACCAUUGGUGAUAGAUCUGUCACUGGCUUGAUAGAUAGAGAUCAAUUUGUUGGCCCAUGGCAAGUUCCUGUAGCUGACGUUGGUGUGACAGGUACAUCUCUAGGUCCAGAAAUUGUGUCAACCGGUGAAGCAUUAGCUAUGGGUGAAAGACCAAUUAACGCAUUAAUUUCUGCAUCCGCAUCUGCCAAACUAUCUGUUGCAGAAUCUCUAUUGAAUCUGUUUGCAGCUGAUGUUAAAUCUUUAAAACAUGUUAAAUUAUCUGCCAAUUGGAUGUCUUCCGCAUCUCAUAAAGGUGAAGGCACAAAAUUAUAUGAAGCUGUUCAGGCAAUUGGAUUAGAUUUAUGUCCAGAUCUAGAUAUUUCAAUCCCAGUUGGUAAAGAUUCGAUGUCCAUGCAAAUGAGAUGGGAUGAUAAGGAAGUUACCAUUCCGUUAUCCUUAGUUGUUACAGCAUUUGCACCAGUUAAUAAUACUUCUAAAACAUGGACACCAUUAUUAGACAGAUCAUCUGAGAAUUCAUUAUUAGUUCAUGUUGAUUUAUCAAACUUACAAAAAGAAAAAUCAUUAGGCGGCUCAUCUUUAUUACAAGUGUAUAAUCAGGUUGGUAACCGUUCACCAACCGUAUAUGACAAUAAGGUUCUAAAAUCCUUUUUGGAAGCAAUUAUUGAACUACAUCAGACAGAUAUCGUAUCUGCUUACCACGAUGUAUCAGAUGGUGGUUUGUUAGUAACAUUAUUAGAAAUGUCAUUUGCUUCAAGAUGUGGUUUGGAUAUUACUAUUGAUUUCUCUAGAUAUGAGAGCGAGUACAUUCCAUUAUUUAAUGAAGAAAUUGGUUCAGUAUUCCAAGUUUCAGAGAGUAAAAUUGAUUUAUUCAGAAAUAUUUUAAAAGAUCAUGGUAUCUCUGAAGAUUUUAUUCAGAUUGUUGCUAAACCUACUUUUAAUUCACAAGCAAUUAGAAUUUUAAGUGAGGACAAUAUGCUAGUAUAUGAAAAUACUAGAGGUAAAUUGCAAAGUAUCUGGUCAAAAACCUCUUACUUGAUGCAAAAAUUAAGGGAUAACCCAGAUUCUGCAGACGAAGAAUUUGAAAACAUCAAAGAUGACUCUGAUCCUGGUUUACAUUACGACUUAUCAUUUGAUGUAACUGAUGACAUGAAGAUUGGUUCUCAACUUUCUUCAUUUAAGCCUAAGGUAGCAAUUUUAAGAGAGCAAGGUGUGAAUGGUCAAAUGGAAAUGGCUUGGUGUUUUCAACAAGCUGGCUUUACUUCAGUUGAUGUCACAAUGACUGAUUUAAUCAAUGGAAGAGUUCAUUUAAAUGACUUCAUUGGUUUUGCUGCUUGUGGUGGUUUUUCAUACGGCGAUGUGCUCGGUGCAGGUGCAGGUUGGGCUAAAUCCGUUCUAUACCAUGAACAUGUUCGUCAACAAUUUAUUACCUUUUUCCAAGAGCGUCAAGAUACGUUCGCAUUCGGUGCAUGCAACGGGUGCCAAUUUUUGAGUAGAUUAAAGAGCAUUAUUCCAGGUGCUAAAAAUUGGCCAAGUUUCGAAAAAAAUGUAAGUGAACAGUAUGAAGCUCGUACAUCUAUGGUUGAAAUUGUUCACACUACUGGACCAGAAACAGUAUUUUUAAACGGCAUGAUUGGAUCUAGAAUGCCAAUAGCUGUUGCACACGGUGAGGGUAAAACUACUUUUGCCAGUGACAGCGAAAUGAAUAAAUUUGAGAAUGCCAGUUUAACUGCUAUUAGAUAUAUCGAUAAUUAUGGUAACCAUACUAGCAAAUAUCCUUAUAAUCCAAAUGGUUCUGCUCAUGCAAUCGCAGGUAUCAGGUCACCAAAUGGAAGAGUUUUGGCUAUGAUGCCACAUCCUGAAAGAGUAUGUAGAUUGGAAGCAAAUUCUUGGUACGAACCUGAUAAAUAUGAUGAAUGGAAGGGAUAUGGCCCUUGGAUUAGACUAUUCAGAUCAGCUAGAAGAUGGGUUGGUUAA
This is a messenger RNA of Tetrapisispora phaffii CBS 4417, 4056 nucleotides long. It is a transcript of the gene ADE6, whose product is annotated as phosphoribosylformylglycinamidine synthase. Gene Ontology annotation, biological process: 'de novo' IMP biosynthetic process. The record is from RefSeq and is a predicted model, not a curated record. Lineage: Eukaryota; Fungi; Ascomycota; Saccharomycetes; Saccharomycetales; Saccharomycetaceae. Bases 1 to 4056 code for a protein of 1351 amino acids. Gene Ontology annotation, molecular function: phosphoribosylformylglycinamidine synthase activity. The transcript has a single exon.